AUGAGAUCGCUAAGAUUAUGUCGUUUAUGCGUUAACAAACUACCGGAACUAGAAAAGGAAAGCAUCACAAAAAUUAUAUCAUCAGAUCAGAAUGUGGCCAUUGCAACCACCGAAGGAAGGUUAUUUAUGUCUGACAAUGGCGGGGCAGAAUUCGAAGAAAUACCCACAGGAGAUCCCAGUGGCAUUGUAGACAUCCACUUUUUGUUCGACGGGUCGCUUUGGGUAGCGAAUGAAAUGGGCCAAGUGUUCACAGUGAACGGCGUGGAUAGACGAUUCGAGGAGAUCGGUUUUCAAGAGACGGGCAUCAGUGCAGCCAGAUGGUCACCAGAUGGCGAGUUGUUGGUCAUUAUUAGUCUUCCUUUGGAGAAUGAAGACGCGCUGCAAGUACUGACAGCAGACUUUGAGCCAAUUGCCGUACAAGCAGCAGUUACUACUCAGCCAGGGGAGCAGGUCAUGGUUAAUGUUGGCUGGGGCUCGCGCUCGACCCAGUUCAUGGGACAAGCGGGGAAGGAAUCGCGCGAAAUUGAGCUGAAAGCAGCGACAAAGCUGAGCGACCGAGACAAUCUUCAAAUCGGGUUGUGCUGGCGAGGCGAUGCUGAGCUCUUCUGUACAUCCGUUCCUUGUUCUUCCGGGCGCCGCACGCGAAUCUACAACCGGGAAGGCGUCCAUCUUUCUACCACGGAUUCGCCUUCGAUAUUCCUCGGUCCGAUUUCCUGGCGCGCAUCUAGCUUGCUUUCUACAGUUGCCGAGUCUAUAUCCGGACAACUGAUCGUCGCGCAAAUCGAACGAAACGGACUUGAGCAUGGCCAAAUCGACUUAAUCCUCCAAGAUCAACCAGUCACGAAAAUCGCUUGGAACGCAUCAGGCGUCCUCCUUCUCGUCCAGUACUCUGAUUACUUCGAGCUGUGGCGUCAAGAAAAUUACCACUGGUAUCGACAAGUUCUUCAAAAAAUCAAUAACGAUGGUACAACUUUCAUCUUCUGGGAUGACUGCGAUGCCAAUAUUCUGCAUGUAUCUUCCGGUGGAAUUCUCAGCAAAUAUCACAUCGAAGCAUUCGUUAACGUUUACCAAAGCUCCAAAAUACUCGUUGCUGAUGGAAAAUUUAACAAUUUCACAGAUUACGAAAAAGCGAUCAUCCCCCCGCCAAUGUUUCAGUCUCAGUUUGACUCGUUACGUUCAAAACCCGCCGUAGUUACAGAAGAUGGAGCGCUUAUCGUGACGGAUAAAGCGAUCGUUAAUGCACAAGAUCAGUCUACUGUGAUGGAAGGGGAGUUUUCUGAUGUGAACCAGAUAUUCGCUCUAGGAAAGAAGGCUGUUUUCUUGGUUCAUGAUACAUUGGAGGGAAGUGAACUUGAAUACGUUACGCCGGAGACGUCCAUCAGGGAGAAGACCUUAAUUCAGCCAUGUUGGAUCACUCAUUUCGCUCGAGUCAACGACAAUACAUUUUUUGUCUCCAUGCUCAAUCAAGAAGGAGACUACGAGCUAGUCAAAGUUCAAGUAGAAAAGGGAGGACUGCAUUACACUCCUUUGGAUAUAACUCCUUCCACUCAUAUGUAUCGAAGUCUUUUUUGUUCCCAAGGAGAGCCAGUUUAUAUCUGCAAGAAUCAACCAUAUUUUGGCUGUGAUAAACUUCCACUGAAGAACGGAGAAACAGUUUUGUCCCUAGCAGCGAACGACGAGUUUAUCGCGGCAACGACGACGUGCCACGAGCUCUUGAUCUGGGAUCUUUCAAAAGCCGGUCAAGCAAAAGGAGCCGCUGGAAUCCAAAGCUGGCAGCCUGUGCGCCGUGGAUGCGAGCGUGGAGCUAGUAUCGUCACCCUCUUCGGCACCAAGGUCGUCUUGCAAAUGCCAAGAGGGAAUAUUGAAACCGUCGAGCCAAGAGCGAUGCUUUUCAAGCAAUUAGGAUCACUUUUGGAUAAUGAAAAGGUUGAAUGGAAACAGCUAUUCAAGAUGUGCAGAAGGCAACGAGUCAAUCUUAACCUCCUCGUUGAUCAUUCAGGAUACAAGAAGUUCCCAGCAAGCGAAUUCUUCAUCGAGUUACUUCCUAAGACAGCUGGAAAAAAUGAAGUCGAUGCGUUCCUCAAUUUCAUUUACGAACUAAGCGAGCAGAACUGCACCCAUCCCGGAGGCCUGUACCACGAAAUUUAUAGAGAGCGUUCAGAAAGGUCGCCAAAGGAGGCUGAAAAAGUUAAGCUCAUUUGCAACACAAUCGCCGAAAAAGCACGAGAAGAUGGAGAAAGACUUUCGCUCUUUUUGAAGAUCUAUCUGCAUUGUCGAUUGAAGGUGGUGGGAAUGGAGAAGACCUUGGUAGCAAUGGCAGAGCUUCGGCAGCAGAAACAGGUCCCAGUGGAGAAGCUAUCGGAAGGAAUCAAGUUCUUAGCAAUCAUGCAACAAGGUGACCAUGAUUUGUAUCAUUUCUCGCUGAAGACAUUCGACCUUGAGCUGGCGCUAAUUGCCGCCCAAGCGAUAGAACUCGACCCGAAAGAGUAUCUGGCCAAUCUCAAUAAAUUAGACAAGCUUGAAGCCAAUUUCCGCAAAUAUGUGAUCCUCGAUCAAUUAGAAUGCUACUCCGAAGCGCUCCUUCAAUUAAUCCACUUGCACAACUUAAAAGAUGAUGUCGAGCGAAAUAUUCCCACGGUAGAAGACUACGUCAAUAAGCAUAAUUUGUUCAACUUCGUUAUUCGCCUCCCAAAUCUAUCAAAACAAUUCAAAAAAGACGUCUGUCGAGCAUGGGCCGACAAAAUGAAGGAUAGCAGUCAUGAUUUGCAGGCAGCAAUUCUGUAUAAACAGAGCGGAGAUGAGGCUCUAAGUUCAACUCUUUUCUCGAAGCGCCAGCGAUGGCGUUUAGCUUCUGACCAGAAGGCGCUACGAAGCGAUUUCGACGAGCGUCUGGCCUCCAUCCCGACGCAAGACGCGGGCCAUGCCUCCUGGGGAGUCAACAGAGACCCCGAAGAGUCCGUCCGUUUGUUUGUUGAAGCAAACCAGUUUGAGAACGCGCUGAUGGUCUGCAACUCGACUGGCCGCGCCGACUUGUUACAAACAGACAUACAGCCAGCUGUCAAAUCCCACGCUCUGUCGAUUCUAGAGCAGUUGAAAGAAAUUGUCAAGGCUUGGUCAGAGAGACUUUUGAGGUUAGAAGAAUGCAAAGCGAAUCAACUCAGGAAAAUUCAAAUAAUGAACGAGGGUUACGACGAGGACCAGGGAGACUUCGAUGAUUUGGUUUCGGACUUGGGAAGUGUUCGGACAGGCAGCUCUAGGGUGUCCCGAAGUUCAAGGUCGACGGCAAAGAGUGCCAAAUCGAGGAGAAAGAAUGAAAGAAAAAAGUUUUCGACAAGAAAGGGAUCGCCAACGGAGCAUUUGGGCUUGCUAGAAGAGGCCAAAUCAUCUGUUGGCAAGUUUCAAAAGAUCGUCGAUGAGUUGGGAAGCUUUUUCGUUGUGCUUGGUUACUGUGGAGAAUUUAUCCUCGGAGCAGAAAUUCAAGAUCUCGUGAAGAGAUUUAUCAAUGAUUUGGAGCAUGAGAUCCACAAGAUUUGGCCUCGGGACGAUGAAGGUUUGGUGCUGUUGGAGAACUUCCAAAAAGAAGGCACUUUGAGGGAUUUGAGAGACUUGAGCGUUCUCGCUCCGCCGGAGAUUCCAAAGCGAUUCCAUAACUUUUCCAUUUUUGACUGA
Messenger RNA from Oikopleura dioica, 3669 nucleotides. The record is from the annotation of a GenBank genome assembly. Lineage: Eukaryota; Metazoa; Chordata; Appendicularia; Copelata; Oikopleuridae.